Messenger RNA from Coffea arabica (coffee), 872 nucleotides. RefSeq names its product large ribosomal subunit protein eL30. The record is from RefSeq and is a predicted model, not a curated record. NCBI's taxonomy places the organism in Eukaryota, Viridiplantae, Streptophyta, Magnoliopsida, Gentianales, Rubiaceae. Gene Ontology annotation, cellular component: cytosolic large ribosomal subunit. Gene Ontology annotation, molecular function: structural constituent of ribosome; RNA binding.
GUCGACAAAAAUUAUAAUCACGUGAUAUGCACAUGCAAUAAACCCUAAUAUUCCUCCUCUUCUUUGUUACCCAAUAUACCAAAUCGUUCCCCUUUUCCUCUGUCUCCGCACAGGCUUCCGCCGCAGGCUUGAGCUACUCCGGACAGCAUACACCAUGGCCACCGCCGGCAAAAAGACGAAGAAGACCCAUGAGAGCAUCAAUAACAGGUUGGCUUUGGUGAUGAAGAGUGGAAAAUACACUCUUGGUUACAAAACUGUUCUCAAGACUCUCAGGAGCUCUAAGGGGAAGCUGAUUUUGAUCUCAAAUAAUUGCCCCCCAUUGAGGAAAUCUGAGAUUGAGUACUAUGCUAUGCUUGCUAAGGUUGGAGUUCAUCACUACAAUGGAAACAAUGUUGAUCUUGGAACUGCAUGCGGCAAGUAUUUUCGGGUAUCCUGUCUUAGCAUCGUUGACCCUGGUGAUUCGGAUAUCAUCAAGUCUCUGCCCGGGGAUCAUUAAUUCUGUUGUUUGAUGGCACCAUGAGAUCAGAAUGAGUGAUGUUAAGGCUUUUGUUGAGAGGAUUUUAUUUUAUCGCUUAUUUCCCUGUAUUAGAAAAAUUAUUUUUAAAAGUUUCAUGUAAUAGAUCCAUAUAUCUCUCAGUUUUGUGUUAGCUGCCAUCGACCUUGAGUUUGAGAUUGGAUAAUAGAAUUAAUCUUCUAGUUUUACCUAUGAGCACUGAAUUGGUCACUCGGUCUUCCUAAGGUUUUCCUGAUGGCUUGAGUGCUAACUGCUAAGCGGUGAUCAAUUCUUCUGGUCUACGUUUUUUGUGCACUUUUUCUCUUUAGGCAAGAAUGGUUAGGUAUACCUUGGAUGAUUUGAAUCUUGUCUGUGCUAA